Messenger RNA from Dermatophagoides pteronyssinus (European house dust mite), 3224 nucleotides. RefSeq names its product peroxidase-like. Lineage: Eukaryota; Metazoa; Arthropoda; Arachnida; Sarcoptiformes; Pyroglyphidae. Gene Ontology annotation, molecular function: peroxidase activity; heme binding. Gene Ontology annotation, biological process: response to oxidative stress. The record is from RefSeq and is a predicted model, not a curated record.
UUCAACAGUAAUCUGUUUUAAUUGACGACAAAAAACAGAUCUUUUUGAAUUUUUUCAGGAUUAAUAGUGCUGUAUUUAAAAAAGAUUUUUUUUUACCAUUCAUUUUUUUUUCUGUGUCAAAUUCUGUUCAGUGUUUUUUUUUUGUUACCAAAUUUUUCAUGUGGCAUUGAAUCAUCGCCAAGACAUUACCAAAAAUGUACAAUUGUUAUUUGUUAAUGAUAGCUGUUUGUAUAAUAAUUUUAUCAUUACCAAAUGGAUUCGAUGCACAAGGUGCUAUACCAUUUCAGGCAUUCAUGAAAGAAGCUGUCAAUGGUUUUCGUAAUAUUCAAAGAAAUGUUCAACAAAAAAUACAAAGCCGACAACGACAACCAAAUGGUUAUGAAUUAGCACAGGAUAUACGUGAAGCUGUUGUUGAAGAUUUACAACAAAAUCAUGGAAGACGAAAACAAAAAUUAUGUGAAUAUUUACGACAAGGUCAAGUAUAUCGUGGACCAUGUCCAGCUGAUGAUGAUGGUUAUAAUAAUAAUGGUGAUGCUACAAAUGGUGAUUAUGUCGAAGAAGGUGGUCGACAAUUAAGUCGUCAAGAAGCUAAAUAUAUUCGACGACAAGAAAAACAACGACGUAAAGAAGAACGUCGUGAACGUAAACGUCAACGUAAUCGUAAUAGAGAUGGUUAUUAUGAAGAACCAUCGCAACCAGAAAGAGGAGAUUAUGUUCAACCUGAUCAGGAAACAAAACUUAUUAUUCGAAUAAAUCCACCAAAAGGUAAUAAUCGUUAUGAAAAUAAUAAUAAUAAUAAUGAUUAUCAGGUUAAGCCUGAAAUCAUUGUUCGUGAUGAAGAAGAUAAUAAUCAACGUGGUAAAAUUCGUGUACCAUCCGGUUUCAAUGAAAAUAAUAUUAAUCCUAAAAAUGAACGACAAAAUCGUGAUCCAAGUGAAAUGGUUCCUUGCCGUACUAAUAAUGGUUUGGAUGGUCUUUGUGCACCGGCAGCAUAUUGUUAUGCACAAUAUAGUGAUCCAGAUGAUUAUCAAUCAAAUAUAUGUCAAUAUGUUGGUACUGGUGCAAAUGGUAUUUGUUGUCCAAUCGAAGGAGAUCGUGUCCAAAGACGUUACAGAAGUCAGAUACAAUUGCCACAGGAACAAAAACCAACAAUGCGUGUUGGAUUCAUCAGUUUAGAAGAUAUUAAUACGGCUGCAAAAGAAGCUAAUAAAUUUAUUGAAAAUUAUAUUGAACAAGAAAGACAAUUAGUUUCACAUGGUAUGGUACAACGACAUGGUUCUAUGCAGGCAUUACAUCAGGCUUUUUUCGGUGAAUUUGAUCCAGUACAAUUUCGUUUAACUGUUGGUGGUUUUAUUAAUCUGGUAACUACAUUGGUUAUCAAACGAAAAUUUAAACUUACAAAUGAACAAGCUCGUGAUGGACUUUAUCGAUAUUCAAUUGAACAUACUGAUUUAGAACAAUAUUGUAUUGCAGAACCAUCAUGUCAACAGGGUAAAUAUCGUACGAUUGAUGGUAGUUGUAAUAAUUUACAACGACCAUUAUGGGGUAAAUCAAAUACGGCAUACGAACGUUUAUUACCACCUAAUUAUAAUGAUGGUCUGAAUGAACCUCGAACAAGAUCUGUUACCGGUGAUCUAUUACCAUCAGCACGUUUAGUAUCACAAAUAUCGGCACCAAGUAGAAAUGUUCCGGAUUCAAAAUAUACAUUGAUGCUUAUGCAAUGGGGACAAUUUAUUGAUCAUGAUUUUACAUUAGCAUCAUCUACUCGUGCUGCUACAGGUCAAGGUUUAAUUUGUUGUCAUCCCGAAAGUCAACGAAAAGUUGAACAUCAUGCAUGUUUUCCCAUUGAAAUAUCUGAACAAGAUUCAUUUUAUCGUCGUUUUAAUCAAAAAUGUAUGAAUUUGGUACGUAAUGCACCUGCACCAAGAAGUGGUUGUUCACUUGGUCAUCGUGAACAGAUGAACACUUUGACACAUGUUAUCGAUGGUUCUAUGGUUUAUGGUCCUACAGUAGAACGAGCUAAACUUUUACGUUCAUUUCGUGGUGGACGAUUAAAAACUUCAUCAUUUCAGAAUAAAGAAUUUCUACCAUUCGAUCGUGGUAAUCAUUCAGAUGAUUGUGCCAUACCUGAACGUGAUCAAUCAAGAUUUAAAUGUUUUCUUGGUGGUGAUGCUCGUGUUAAUGAACAAACUGGAUUAACAAUGAUACAUGCAUUGUUUGUUCGUGAACAUAAUCGUGUGGCUGCUGAAUUGUCAAGAUUAAAUCCAAAUUGGCCAGAUAAUACAUUAUAUCAAGAAGCAAGAAGAAUUGUUGCAGCCGAAAUUCAACAUAUUACUUACAAUGAAUAUUUACCAACAAUAUUAAGUCCAACAGUAAUGAAACAAUUUGGUCUUUUACCAAAAACAUUUGAUUUUACCUAUAAUUAUGAUCCAAAAAUUAAUCCAAAUGUACUAAAUGAAUUUGCUGGCGCUGCAUAUCGUUUUCAUUCAUUAGUACAGGGAACAUUUCGUGCUUUAAAUCAAAAUGGUCAACCAACACAGGUUAUACGUUUACAUGAAGUAUUCAAUAAUCCAUUAACAUUAUAUAAUCCAAAUGCAUUUGAACAAUUUUUGAAUGGUUUUGUUACUGAUCCCGGACAAACAUGGGAUCAUUUCUUUACUGAUUCGUUAACAAAUCACUUGUUUGAAGAAAGAGGAUCAGGAUUCGGUAUGGAUUUAAUAGCAUUAAAUAUUCAACGUGGCCGUGAUCAUGGAUUACCCGGUUAUAAUAGUUAUCGUCGUUUAUGUGGUCUACAGCCGGCCAAUUCAUUCAAUGAUUUGAAUCGAUUUAUGACAGCCGGUGCAGCUGAAACAUUUUCACAAAUGUAUAGAAAUGUUGAAGAUAUUGAUCUAUUUAUUGGCGGUGUACAUGAAGAUCCAUUACCGGAUGCAUUGAUUGGACCAACAUUUGCUUGUAUUGUAGCCGAACAAUUUCGUCGUACAAAAUUAGGUGAUCGAUUUUGGUAUGAAAAUGGAAAACUACCACAUUCAUUUAGUAAAGAACAAUUAAUGGAAAUUAAAAAAUCCAGUUUGGCUUCAAUAAUUUGUGAUAAUACCGAUACGAUUGGACGAAUACAGCCAUUAGCAUUUCUUCGGCCAGAAUCUUGGAAUGGUAAAAUAACCUGUAAUCAAAUUAGCCGUAUGAAUCUAUCACCAUGGCGUAAUGAAAGAAUUUGGUCUUAGAAG